GAAAAGAAAAAAGUUUCAGGAAGGAAUUUAUAUCAUCAAUCAUAUCAUUCAAAUAGCAAGGCAGGCUCCCCCCUUUCGAUUGGACUUUCUUGUCACCAAAAUUUUUGUAAAUUCCAUUCACCAUGCUGGUGACCUGCCCGGUUGUUAGUCCAGUUAUCAAACUGGUGGCAGAACUCAAGAAGCACAAGAUUAUCCCCGAGCUGUUGGCCUGCAAGCCCACGGAGAUAAUCAAUGUGCAAUAUCCCUGCGACAUUUCGAUCAAACCGGGCGUAACGCUUGUCAUUAACGACGUGGUCAACCUGCCGAUCGUCCGGUACAAGGCCGACCCGGUGCGGUUCUAUACGCUGAUGGUGCUCGACCUGGACGUGCCCCCAGAGAGGGAGUCGCUCAUCUGGCUGGUGGGCAACAUUCCGGGCUGCGAUGUGAACCGGGGCCAGACGCUUGCGGCCUACGACAACCGACGGUCCAUGGAAAGUCGCAGCAUUCAUCGAAUCGUCUUCCUGGCCUUCAAGCAGUAUCUGAAGCUGGACUUCGACGAGGUCCUUAUUCCCGAGGGCGAGAGAGCAAGUCGCAAUAAGUUCGAUUGUCACCGAUUUGCCCGGAAGUACGCCUUGGGCAACCCCAUUGCUGCCAAUUUCUUUUUGGCGGAAUGGCAGUGGCGAUGGACACCUCAGUUUAUAGCAGCGGAAAUGGAAUAAAGUGGAAUAAUAGCCGA
Drosophila elegans is the source of this 715-nucleotide messenger RNA. Its product is annotated as putative odorant-binding protein A5. The coding region runs from base 123 to 698 and encodes 191 amino acids. NCBI's taxonomy places the organism in Eukaryota, Metazoa, Arthropoda, Insecta, Diptera, Drosophilidae. The record is from RefSeq and is a predicted model, not a curated record. The transcript has a single exon.